Drosophila sechellia is the source of this 3276-nucleotide messenger RNA. It is a transcript of the gene Ets21C, whose product is annotated as Ets at 21C. Gene Ontology annotation, molecular function: sequence-specific DNA binding; DNA-binding transcription factor activity, RNA polymerase II-specific. NCBI's taxonomy places the organism in Eukaryota, Metazoa, Arthropoda, Insecta, Diptera, Drosophilidae. The record is from RefSeq and is a predicted model, not a curated record. The transcript is spliced from 3 exons. Gene Ontology annotation, biological process: cell differentiation; regulation of transcription by RNA polymerase II. The coding region runs from base 1976 to 2893 and encodes 305 amino acids. Gene Ontology annotation, cellular component: nucleus.
CUAAUUUGAAGAGGGAUUCCAAUCCUAGCCAAGUUGGUUAUACUUCUCUGAGCUCCUAGUGUGGUCAACUUAUGAUUAAGCAUUUGAAUUCCUAUUCCUGAAGUACCCAACAUCAGGAACGGGUCAACCCUUCCAGAAUCGAAUGAAACUACUUAAACGGAGCCGCAUUUUUCUCACUGUCCCAAGCUAAUCUCGGGCCACAUAAAUCUGCAGCGUCCAGAGAUUGAACUGCUCGGUAAUUGGGUUCACGUGCUAUUCCCAAUGGAGCGAUUGUCCGACUCUCGACUCCUUUGUGGUCAGGCAUCAAUUGAAUCCUUUUGCCUCCGUCGCCGGCCAAAUGGCCACUGAUUAAGAUGCCUUCGUGCUGAUACGGGCGUUACUUAUGUGCUUCAUUGAUUGUUUCUCCCACACUCCCCCGGAUGUCUUGAUAAAGAGCAAAAGUGGCCAAAGGUGCGGGAAAUCCCCUUUUAAUUACCUUUCGCUCGAGUUGGCCAACUUUCUCCGAGACUCCAUUAACGUAAGUCGCUGGGAAAAUCUCUGCGCGACAGCAGCAAAGUAUGCAACACUUUUCCAGUUAUUAACUGGCGAUGACUGCCAACGCAAAGGCGGCGGGCGUAGGGCGGGGGGCGUGGCUGGGCCUUGUGGGUGGUCGCGUCAAGUGAUGAACUUAAUAAUAAACGAUGUAAAUAUGAUAAUUUCUCGCAGGAUGUGGCAUCUAAUAAUAAAAUCAAAAUAAUCCCACGCCAGCGACAAAAGUCGCCGAGUCAAGUUUCAACUUGGCGGGAAAAGUGUGCUGAAGGUCGGGUGGCUUGGGUGGCUUGGAUGGCUUGGGUGGGUGGUUUGUCAGUGACAACAGCUCUGCGGGUGGUCAGCUUCUGGGCACAGGAAAAUAUUCAUUCGUCGCAUCCUUCCUGUGGCAGGAAGAGCAGCUGCAGGGCGGGGAAAGCCCCCUGAUUCGGGUCUGGCAUAUGCUGGUGGGUGGGUGGUCCAUGGACUACACAUACAUGCCUUGAUCCCGGGAGCAGGCGACGUCGAUUUAAUUGAUUUGUUUUUUAUGCCAACCAGGAUUACGCGUCGUCGCCGUCACGCAGAUUACAUUUGUCGUGGGCUACGGUUGUGGCUCCCAUGUCUGAGUCACCGCCCCCUUUACAGGGUACAACCUGGAUCAAAGCUAUUCCCUGUUCACAAUUCCACAGCCAACAGAAGUACGUACCUUGAAGAACACGUCAAUGAAACCAUUAGUCAUAUGAUUUCCCAAGAACUCGGAUAUAUGUACUUUCCCACGCAAACAGAAUACUUUUCUGGUUCCAUCAUCCAUCGGAUGCCCCUGUCCCCUUAUAAAUAUCCAGCCACUCGCACUGGGUAUGCAAUAGUCGAUAUGCUGCAAAGGAACAAGGUGCUUAUCGUGUGCAAAGGGGUGGGUGGGUGGUGGUUGAGUGGCUGCACGUGGCCUCUGACUUUGCGACUUCGCUGGCAAAUGCCGGAGCGGCAUUCACCACCAGCUGCGCAGGUGAGCCGUAAUCGUGCCCGGAGCUUCGCCUGCUUCGCGGAUGCCCAUGCUCCCAUCCAAGAUGCCAGAUGCCAGGCGUCCGUCCGGCGCUAAGGAGCGAAAUCCGGCCAGAGCUUCUGGCUAAAGUUUCAGUCGGCGAAUGGCUCUCGUCCUAAACGGUUGACGCGCUCCCGGCACAGACCUCCAUUGAUGGUCAUAGAACAAUCCAAUCGGGUCAAAGGUCAAUUCAACGUAGCAUUUAAAGCAAACCUAAACUUGCUAACCAAAUAUAACGAAGGUGCCAAUAACUAACUGAAAAGUGUAAAAUGCGUUUGAUUAUUUUAAGAAAUAAUCCAUAUACUUAUGUGACUUUUCAUAAAUUCUUGAUCGGAGAUAUUUACUAAAGUUAGGAACGGAAAUAGUUCAGUGGAAAAGACGCACUUGCAAUUUCUGAAAUAUACUUUUGCGGAUAAGACUUUUGCGACCAUGAGCGUCAGCGUGGACGUGGGCGUCAUGUGGCGCCUCUCGGAGGACUUCAACCGGCGCUUUGGCCUCCGGAUGCAGCCGGCCCCGCCAGUUGGGCAGCACCCCCAUCCGCACCACGGCGCCGUGCACCACCACUACCACCACCACCACCAGCACCACCAGCAUCCGCACACCUCGAUGAUCUUCAAUGAUCCGUACCAGCUGCUGAACGCUGCCUCGCACCGAUUGGUUGCCCAGGGCUCGGGGGGCCAGAUCCAGCUGUGGCAGUUUCUGCUGGAGCUGCUCGCUGAUUCGUCCAACGCGAACGCCAUUAGCUGGGAGGGCCAAUCGGGCGAGUUCCGGCUCAUCGACCCGGACGAGGUGGCCAGGCGGUGGGGCGAGCGCAAGGCCAAGCCGAACAUGAACUACGACAAGCUGAGCCGGGCUCUCAGGUACUACUACGACAAGAACAUUAUGACCAAGGUGCACGGAAAGCGGUAUGCCUACAAGUUCGACUUCCACGGCCUGAUGGCCGCCUGCCAGGCUCAGGCGCAGGGAGGAGAUCCGGCCUCCAGUAUGCUGGGUUCCUACAACCACCACGCCGGCGGUGCGAUGCAGUUGGGCCGGCACCCGCCGCCACUGCACCACCACCCACAGCACUCGCAUCCGCACCAUCAGCUGGGGCAGCCCCACUUCCUGCACCCGCACCACUCGUCGCCCGCCUCGAACAGCUCCAGCCUGGGAUUCCCCUCGUCCUCGACGGCCUCUUCGCAGGCCUCGCCCGGCCAGGCGCCCGCCUCCUCCUCCGCCUCCACUUCGAAUUUCACUGCUCCAUUCCAAGGUGGGACAGCCGGCGUAGACCCGGCCAGGACGUCCUCAUCUGCUGCGGGUAACUACGACCAGGGCGCGGUCACUCCCACCACAAAUGCAUUCAACUGAGCACGCCGCAACCCCAAUUUGUCGCCGGGGUUGUAAGUUCCGAUGGGGCAGGAGGAUGCGCAGGACCACCCACUGCGCAGCAGAGAGCGGAGAGCCACCCUGCAUCCCAGCCACCCAGCCAGCCAUUGGGGGUCAGAGCUUCGGCCGUAAAAAGGUCAUUUUGUGUAAUUCCAGCUACUUUGGGUUAAUUGAGGAAUUGUGAUAGCCCGGAGCAUCGCAGAGCAAUACUCGGAAACGAGAGCCAAUUUGUUACUUAGCCUGUUAUCCUUCGCUUCUAGUUGUAAGCAGACAUUCGGCAGAGGUCCUUUAUUCCAUACGAGGUCUCAUCAUUAAAUAAUUCUAAGUUCGCACACACAGUAAAUACAUGAAAUCGCAAAUGCAAA